GCACAAGGUCAUUUUAAUCCGGAUCAUUUUGAUCUUCUUGCGAAAGCAGCCCGGACUUUUCGAUUCAGACUUUUAUAAGCGCUAUGCACUUAGUGGGCGGUCUUUAAUUAACACUCUGUAUAUUUCAAAAUGAAACAAUUUGAAUGAUCUUUCAGUAAAUUUUUACUGAAACAAAGUGAAUUGUGUGGGCGAGAUUUUUAUAUACAUUUCAGCAAAAUUUAAUGAAAUUUUCAGUAAACUUCAGGGACACUCCUUUCCAAAUAGAAACGUUUCCGUUUCAUUUUAUUGAAAAUGCUUUAAAGCUUAACAAUCAUGGAAAUGGCACUUGUGGAUCUGCCGAAAUUGACAGGUGACGUACAGGUAGGGAGGACUUGUGGAGAUAACCUCAACUGGGAGGUUAACCUUUCGUCAUCAACAGCCAGCACUGAACAAGUUCCGACAAUUCAACCGUUAUGUUGUGAAGUAUCGUCCACAGAAAUUUGUGAAAUUUCUGCGAAGAGUAAAAUAGGAUAUUGAGAGAAGAGGGAACAGGCGUCUAUGUGGCAAAUGUACAUCCGACACUUAGACUAAGAUAAUCUGAUCGCGAGAUGGAAAGUAACGCAGUCAAGUCGAAGGACGGGGACACGGAGGGCAGCGUGGACGUCAGUCGUUACUUGAACAGCGCGCCCACGAUCUUCGAUGAGAUCGUCGCGUUCCAGAAGCCCGGUUUGUUCGACGUGCCAUCGGCCUCCGACUACGAUCCCUUGUCCGACGGCGGGUCGACGAGCGCCUUCGACGCGAACUCCCUGCGCACGUCCGUGACCUCGCUGCUGGACUCCGCGGUCGAGCGGGUCGAGCACAGCGCGCUGAACGACGCUUGCCGCGACGCGUGGAUACCGUCGGAGCACACGCGAAAGAUCCUGCGGUCCGUCGCGACCACCGCGACCGGCGCGAGCCACCUGGAUCGCGAGAACCUCACCAUGCCCGGGCUGGCGGUGCAGGGCGACAUGCCGGACCUGAUCAAGAACGCCUCCAUUCACUUUCUGGGCGAGGACGAGAAUAUCCACCGGAACGUGCUCACGGCGUCGGACGUGACGCAGGACGAGCGCGGUCUGCGGAAUCUGAUACAGACCGGCUGCUACCGGGCGGCGGUCAAUCUGUCCGGCAGGCUGCUGGCCAUCUACGCCCAGGGCUACGGCAAGAUCAAUCAGCCCAGCAAGCACACGCCACACUCUCUGCAGCUCUGGUACACGAGGCUGUCGCUGCUGGCCAAGCUGCGGCAGAUGGAUGUGCUGGAGAACGAGUCACGGCCGUUCGGCAAUCUGGACAAGCCCGACAUGUACUUCACCUUUUACCCGGAGCUGUACGGCACCAGGCCGGGCUCCAUGGCGUCGUUCGCGUUCAGACUACUGCUGGCGGAGAUACCGUCUCACUACGGCAAGCCGAAACAGACGUUGGAGAAUUUAUACAAAUUACUGGCGACUGUCAAUCAGAUUAUAGCUAAUUUUCAGGCUGGUCUCAGCGGCGAGGGGACGCACGCGAGGAUCAGCGAGUCUGAUCAGCAGGACUCCGUGAAGCUGUGGGCCGCCAGGCGGUCCAGAAUCCUGGUUUCCGUCGUCAACUGCGCCGUCGGCAUGAGAAACUACAUUCUUGCGAUCGAGAUACUGGAGGAUCUGUGCCGACUGCCCGAUUGGAGCGCGGAGCAGACGGGUAUCCUUAGGUCGGCGAUAGGCAGGGUGCACUUGUUCCUUGGGGACGUCACGGCGGCGGAGAAGUUCCUCGUCCGCGUCAACAAGGAGGAAAAGGCAACGAGCGUUAGGGAGCUGGUGGACAGCGGUCUGAUGGCGGUCGCACAGAACGCCUUUCAAGAGGCCUACAGCUGCUUCCAGGCCGCGUCAGCGAUGGAGCCGUCCAACGUAAUGCUGAUCAAUAACAUGGCGGUGUGUCUGCUGUACACCGGGCAGCUGAAAGCGGCCGUGUGGCUGUUCGAGAGCGUCGUCAACAGGAAUCCGCUCAAGAGCCUGCAGGAGCCGAUCCUGUUGAACAUGUGCACGUCGUACGAGCUGCAUACGACGCAUUGCAAGCAACCGAAGUUACACUUGUUGCGGCAGCUCAACAGAUACAAGGGCGACGCGGCCGAUAUUCAAUGUCUAAAACUAGCGAUGUAACGUUAGUCACGAAUUGUCAUUGUUAAACGUUAACACAUUGCGAUCCGAGCCUGCUGUUUUUGUUUUACAAAGUAUAUAAGUUGCGGUUUAAUUUAUAGCAAGGUGUACAAAGAUACUAAGAUACGGAGAAUUCAGUGCGAGCGACUUGUGGCAUCUGUUUUAGAAAUUUAAGUUGGGGAGUCCCAUCUCGACAAGUUUGUCAAUCCACUUUCUUAACAACACAAGAAAAAUUAAGCUGGACUUAAUUCUAUUGUUGUUAAAACUAAUUUUAUAAUUUUUUGGAAGUGGAAUCGCUGCUGCACUAAAAGGAAGUUCUUUACCGCUAUUUUUAUGUACUCGGGAUCGGGUCACAAAGCGUUAAUCCUCAGGGAAGAUGUAAAUGUGAUAUUAAUAAGAAUAAAAGUAUAAUGUUUUGUUAUAUAUA
Vollenhovia emeryi is the source of this 2571-nucleotide messenger RNA. RefSeq names its product trafficking protein particle complex subunit 12. The transcript has 2 exons. Bases 588 to 2147 code for a protein of 519 amino acids. The record is from RefSeq and is a predicted model, not a curated record. Lineage: Eukaryota; Metazoa; Arthropoda; Insecta; Hymenoptera; Formicidae. Gene Ontology annotation, molecular function: protein binding. Gene Ontology annotation, cellular component: Golgi apparatus; TRAPP complex.